AUGGGAACCAAAGUUCUAACACUUAGUAAGUUUCAACAUCCUGAAAUUACUAAGUAUCGAUUGAAAAAGGAUGAUUGUAGAGUAAAGUUUGAGCAAGGAUCUUUGAGAAGCUUUUCUUCUUCUUCUAGUUUAUAUGAAUUGUCAAAAAUUGAAGGAGUAUCUAUUGGAAAUUUGGUCACUAGAGUAUUGAUAAAUUUGUGGCAUCAAGGAAUCCCAAUUAAGAGAAAGGGUCAUGGCGCAGCUAUUGGAAAAGAUCUAGAGGAGAGGCGGCGUAAAAAUGGAAAACCACUGGAAGUAACGUUUUGCCCACGAACGUACAAGGUUGUUGGGAGCGAGCACGCUGCUUUUGUCCGCCUUGUGGGAACCCAAAUUAAAACGAAAGUUCCCGAACAUUACGGUUCAUGGGAAUUAGUGCCUCAACAAUACAAGGAUCAGGUCCUUGCCAUAAUUCAGUACUAUUAUCAAAUAGCGGGCCGCGAGGAUUUCUUAAAGUGUUUAAAUGGUAUCGAUCGAGAGAUGAAAGACCGAUACCGCAAUAGGAAAACACUAAGACACGAACACUUUGAGAAAUACUACAAUGGACCGGAGGAUUGGGAUAAGGUUCUAAACAACCCAACCAAUGAUGUUAACAAGGAGGAGUGGAAGCAGAUUUGUCAGUUAUUUACAAGUCCACAAUUUAUUGCGCGCUCCAUAAAGAAUAAGGAAAAUCGGAAGAAACAAAAGUAUUCUACAACACAGGGUACAAAAUCGCUGGCAGCCGUCCGUUUUGAAAAAACGAACCCGGACCUCAUUGAGUCAUGGAAGGAUUAUCAUUGGAAGAAAUCAAAAAAUGAUUUCGUGAACGAUGAUGCUCGCCAAGAUUAUGAAAAACUGAAGGCUGAUUUUGAGUUACGAACUCAGCAAACAUCCACUGAUGCUUCUAAUAAUGAUAGUCCGUCAUCAGUUGACCAGGAGGAGGUGCUACAAAAAGUAUUAGGUCAAAGGCGUGGACAUGAGCGAGGAGUGGGCCGCAAAUUGAAGGGGUCGGGGUCGGGGUCGGGGUCGGGGUCGGGGUCGGGGUCGAGGUCAUCAUCUACCCAACACUCUCACUUCAGCGAGUCUCAAGUUCCUCCUCAUCAUUCAAGAGAAUAUAUAGAAAAUCUGGAGAAUAAUUUACAGAAAUUGACUGAUCAAGUUAAUUUCUUAACUCAAUAUUUUGUACCUUCAUUUCGUCCACCAAACGUUCAGAUGCCGCAUGUGCCUGAUAGUUACAAUACUUCUAGGGCUUCGUCUUCUCAUCCUCCAGCUCCAACUCUUCCUUCUAUGUACGGGGCAGCGCCGUCUUAUCAUAUGAGUAGUAUUAGGGGCGACAUUGUCGCCUCUGGUAAUAUGCUACGUGUACAAUCUGGGGCGACAGAAUAUAGUAUUAGGGGCGACAUUGUCGCCCCUGAUAAUAUGCCACGUGUACUAUUUGAGGCGACAUAG
This is a messenger RNA of Humulus lupulus (European hop), 1464 nucleotides long. RefSeq lists its product as uncharacterized. Bases 1 to 1464 code for a protein of 487 amino acids. The record is from RefSeq and is a predicted model, not a curated record. The transcript has 7 exons. NCBI's taxonomy places the organism in Eukaryota, Viridiplantae, Streptophyta, Magnoliopsida, Rosales, Cannabaceae.